Messenger RNA from Parus major (Great Tit), 631 nucleotides. It is a transcript of the gene KNG1, whose product is annotated as kininogen 1. Bases 143 to 616 code for a protein of 157 amino acids. The record is from RefSeq and is a predicted model, not a curated record. Lineage: Eukaryota; Metazoa; Chordata; Aves; Passeriformes; Paridae. The transcript is spliced from 2 exons. Gene Ontology annotation, cellular component: blood microparticle; extracellular region. Gene Ontology annotation, biological process: negative regulation of blood coagulation; negative regulation of endopeptidase activity; positive regulation of cytosolic calcium ion concentration. Gene Ontology annotation, molecular function: cysteine-type endopeptidase inhibitor activity.
CAACCCACUCGUUCUGUUUACUUAACUGAAUUGCUUCUGAAAAACAGAAGAGGUGACUAAAAUCCUGUAAUCCUGUCAGGCAUUCCUUUUCCAUUUGGUUUUUAAAGAGCUUCCUAAUUCAGGGGGCCUUUUUCAUGCAAUUAUGAAGGCCUUCAUUGUACUAGCACUCUGCUGUAGUUUUUUCUCUAGCAGAGCCAUUCCUCUUGCAUUUGAGUCUUUGGACUGUGAUGACCCUGAUGUCUUUAAAGCUGUUGAUGCAGCACUGAAGAAAUUCAAUGGAGACAGAACAACUGGUAACCAAUUUGCUCUAUACAUGGUGAUGGAAGCCAAGAGAACUGCAGGUCCUGACCCAGAGUUCUAUGUGAAAUACAGAAUACUUGAAAGUAAUUGUACCACUGAGGAAAACAAACACUGGCAAGACUGUCAAUACAAAGUAUCUGCAGAGGCUGUAAGUAUCUGUUCUCUCUACGAGUUCUCUGUGCAGAAACAUCAGCAUAAUGACCAGGAUUGCAAUUGCCUAGGGAAAAAUACAGUAGAAGAAUUAGCUUUUUUAGCUGCGUCGCUUUUGCAAGGUUAUAUGAGUACACUACAGAAAUGUUUACAAUCCCAAAGUUAACCAUUACCAUCCUGA